This is a messenger RNA of Tuber melanosporum (Perigord truffle), 758 nucleotides long. RefSeq lists its product as uncharacterized. The record is from RefSeq and is a predicted model, not a curated record. NCBI's taxonomy places the organism in Eukaryota, Fungi, Ascomycota, Pezizomycetes, Pezizales, Tuberaceae. The coding region runs from base 208 to 426 and encodes 72 amino acids. The transcript has a single exon.
GAACGAGAUUGAAGGAAGGGACCGGCGGUGGGGCGAGACGCGGUUUGAGUCAGCAAACGAGCUUUAUGUUUGCCUAAUCUGUACAAACUCGCCUAUGUUUUGCUAUUGCUAAUAUUUUACUAUAGAGUACUGCAUUAUCUUAGCCACAAGUGUCUCUUGGCUGUACUUCUGAAGGUUAUUAUAUUGGCCACACUCGAUGCGCCCCUAAUGCAACCACCACUACCACCCCUUCUGCUGAGUACCAAAUCGGUUUCGUUUAGAGAUAAAGGAGCUAAGAAAGCUGUCUGUAAAUCGGUUAGGUUACGGCGUGGAACUAAUGAAUGUAUAGAUAGCGAAGGCUAUGGUGCGAGAGGGUCGGUAACUAUUGGCCCAGCUACCGUGAGAGUUGAUUAUACCCAGCCCUCGAUUAGGGUUCUCGAAAUAUAAUUGGACGCGUGAUUCCAGGAGUGAGUCGUGCCCACGGGGGCAGGGGGUAGGGACUAAGCAGUAUUAACUAUGAGGGAUCAGAAUAGUCGCCAAGUGGUUGAGGGGGGAGAGCGAGAAUGUGAAAAGGCGAGAAGCCAUGCCAAAAGGUACCCGGGGAAUGUGGAGCUGAUGGAAAGAAAACAUUGGACCAGGCGAUGCCAGUAGGUUGGGGGAUCACGGGCAGACUUAUAAGUGUCAUCUCGGUGAGAAUGUUGAAAUGGUUACGGGUUUCUCGUAGAUUUUAGUUAUAUCCCCACUAGAAUGAAACCAUGAACCAAUUAGGGGCCUUUCAA